UGCGUCCUGCCGAGCAGUCCUUAUCCAUGGAUCUGAUCCGAAGCUUCCACGCGAAGCUACGGUCUCUGGCCAUCACCCUCGACAGCGAGACGGCCCGGCUGCAGCGAGCGCUGGACGGAGAGGAGAGCGACAUUGAAGAUUAUCCAGUGAGAAUUUUAUGUGACCUUCUUUCUGAAGUCCAGACUCUAAAGGAUGAUGUCAUUCUUCUUCUUGAUAAAGCAAGUUCGGAAAGUCAAGAAAGCAUUGGUUUCAUAAAGGCAACAAAAGUACUAAUGAAAAAAAAUUCAAUGGAUAUCAUGAAAAUAACGGAGUUUUUCCAGAAGUAUGGAUAUAACCCGCGUGCCAAGGAAAGCUCAGCGGAUGAACAAGAAAUCACUGACUCUGACUCAGAGUCCACUAAGCAUGAAAAUGUCCAAAUGCCUGAUGUGAAGGACAGUCUGUCCAAUCCUGCUGUUCCAAGCACUGCUAGUUCUGAGAAGUCUCCACGGAGUCCCCAACUUUCAGAUUUUGGGCUGGAGCGGUACAUGAUAUCCCAAGUUCCACCAAACCCUCCACAGGCAGUAAACGCCCAUGAAGAAGAGCCCAGAAUUGUAAUUCCAUCUUCCAAGCAGUCCGUAGUUAAAGUACUAAAAACUCCAAAAUGUGCCCUAAAGAUGGAUGAUUUUGAGUGUGUAACUCCUAAAUUAGAACACUUCGGUAUCUCUGACUGUACUGCGUGUUUGAAUGAAGAUUACACGAUGGGACUUAAAAAUAUGAAGGAGAAUAAAAGUGAGGAGGCCAUAGAAUCAGAACCGGUGACCAGUAAUCAUUUCUUUGCUACUCCUGGCCUCAUAAUCCAGCAGUUGAAAAAAAAUGAUGGCGACUAUACAGAUUCCCCCUUGGCACCCACGUUCUGCACUCCUGGUUUGAAAAUUCCUUCUACAAAGAACAGUAUAGCUUUGGGAUCCACAAAUUAUCCAUUAUCGGAAACAAAUAGUUCAUCAAACGAUUUGGAAAUGAAAGACUGUGCAUCGUUAGUUUUAAAUUCGGAGAAGUGUUUUGAGAGUUUUGCGGAUCCCUCUUCUCCCAUAAUUUCUUCUUACGAGAAUCUGCUGAGAACACCUACACCUCCAGAAGUCACUACCAUUCCAGAAGAUAUUCUUCAGAUUUUAUCAAAAUACAACUCGAACCUAGCUACUCCAGUGGCAUUGAGAGCCGUGCCACCCAGCAAAGUGUUCCUUGCCAAAUACGGAGCACCGAGCGUCCGAGGUGCUGGCAACAAAGAAAACUGGUGAAGAAAACUUUGCAAGUUUUGUAGACACAGAACAGAAGGUGGUGGAAGCGGGGCGGGAUGGACUCGUCGUGUAGCCCCACAUCUUCCCCCUUUUUCCAAACCAGCCCAGAGGAAAGAUGAACACGGA
Acinonyx jubatus (cheetah) is the source of this 1400-nucleotide messenger RNA. RefSeq names its product spindle and kinetochore associated complex subunit 3 (gene SKA3). Bases 27 to 1274 code for a protein of 415 amino acids. Lineage: Eukaryota; Metazoa; Chordata; Mammalia; Carnivora; Felidae. Gene Ontology annotation, cellular component: outer kinetochore; spindle microtubule. The record is from RefSeq and is a predicted model, not a curated record. Gene Ontology annotation, biological process: mitotic cell cycle; chromosome segregation. The transcript is spliced from 9 exons.